Messenger RNA from Eucalyptus grandis, 796 nucleotides. Its product is annotated as histone deacetylase complex subunit SAP18. Lineage: Eukaryota; Viridiplantae; Streptophyta; Magnoliopsida; Myrtales; Myrtaceae. Gene Ontology annotation, molecular function: transcription corepressor activity; transcription factor binding. Gene Ontology annotation, cellular component: nucleus. Gene Ontology annotation, biological process: negative regulation of DNA-templated transcription. The coding region runs from base 89 to 586 and encodes 165 amino acids. The record is from RefSeq and is a predicted model, not a curated record. The transcript has 6 exons.
UCUUGGUGGGCAGCGAACCGAAACCAGAGCGACAGAGGUCCCAGAGCCGAAGAAGAAGAAGAAAGGAAGAAACUUCGAGAAAUCCGACAUGGCAGAGCCGCCGCCGAAGAGACAAGGAGGCGGCGGAGGAGGAGGAGGAGGAGGAGGAGGAGGACGCCCUAUGCCUCCGCCGGGGAGGGGCGGCCCCCCGAUGAUGCAGCCCCCUCGCCCUCGCUUCGAGCCCGUCGAGCGAGAAAAGACAUGUCCGUUGUUGCUUCGAGUUUUUACCAAGCUUGGGGGCCAUCAUUCCAAGGAAGACUUUGCAGUGAGAGGCAAAGAGCCCAAAGAUGAGGUCCAGAUUUAUACAUGGAAAGAUGCUACUUUGCGCGAGUUGACAGACCUGGUAAAAGAGGUAGCUCCAGAAGCCAGGAGAAGGGAUGCAAAAUUAUCAUUUGCUUUUGUUUAUCCAGAUAAAAAUGGUCGUUUUGUGGUUAGAGAGGUGGGAAAGACCUUUUCUUAUGGCAAUGGGAGACGACUAGACGAUGCGAAGACAUUGGCUGAACUGAGCUUUCAGAUUGGAGACUAUCUGGAUGUGGCAAUUCUGUAAAGAGGCGUUAUCCCGAUCCUUAUGUUUUGUUUAGCCUAAAUUAUAGGUUGGAUUGCUUGUGAUGAAUUUGUGUUAUAACAUAUGUCAGAUCCUCCGGGUAAUAUGUGUUAGCUUAUGUUUUGCGCACAUAAGAGGACUUUGAAGUAUAUUUUCGAUGGAAUUACUGGACUCGAGUGUUUGAAAUGCUGGUCAUGGCGUUCAAAUCCUUAA